CGAGAUCAGAAUGUAAGUGAUGAUCGAUCCUGAUUCCCAGUGCUCUCGUGAUGGAAUGACAUGGAAAUCUGUGAUCUCAAGCGACGUGAUCAGUAUGAAACUAUCACACUGACACGGUGCACAUUCACAGCGUUGAACGUGAAUCCUCAUUCUGAGCUUCCAUCCUUUCAGGAGACGAAGUAGAUGAAACGGACGGAAGAUUUUCAAUCGAAGACACGCCAGUCCUCUACGCGGGCCGAGCAGGAGAGCAAGUUGUACCGCUCGUCCUGGCGGGAGAGCAAGAAAAUUGUCGGCACGAUGAAAUAAAGUCAUCCGGGGCAAAGGUAAAGGGACCGAAUAAACGCGACACCCACAGUGGUUUUGAGGGGAUUAACUCCUCUUCCCCGAGUGCCGCGAGAAAUCGGAUGAUAGCCACUUCAACAACUUCUACCCGAGAACAGCAAACCACUUCCACUGCUUCACAUGCUCUUGCUUCCCAUACUGCGGCCGAGAUUUCCACUAAGCACCAAACGUCGCUACAAAAUUACGAUGGCAGGAACGUGCGUCACUUUCACGCGAGCUCUGAUGAAACUGCCACUCCUACUAGCUUUAAAAAACUCACCGCAAAGCGCAACGAGCAGCAGCCGCAGCACCGUUUCUUCUUCAAAAACGGAAAGAAAAUACACGAAGCACCGCCAGUGUUUGAAGGAGGAGAGAAGGAGAUUAAAGGAGAAAUGAUUUGAAGCGCAGGCGACGAAGGUAAAAAGUAAGGAAAAAAAACAUUUUUCUGUAGUCCACUCACGCAUCCCAGAAGGUUAGUGCCCAUAUGGUAGGCUUUUAUUUAUACUUUCACUGGAAACAAGUUCUAUUUAGUUCGUCCUUCUCCUUGGGCUUACGCUUUGGUUGCGAACUUCUACUGCAGGCAUCCACCUAUGCCGUGUGCCUCUAUGCCUUCUACCCCUGUGCCUUUGAAUAGCGAGCCUAAGUUGGAUAUACACAUGCUUCAUUUCCUUCUCCACAAACGUCUAGUCAUUACCUUCAGCUGUUGAUCCGACGAGACCCGCACUAAGAAUUCCUAUUCCGUCGAGGCCGGAAUGCAGUGUGCAGCAGGAGUCAAUCCGCUACAAGUCUCGUGCUGGUGUUAGGCUGCGUGACCACAACAACAAGAAAAUGUCAAAAUGCGAAUAAAUCUAGUGAGUAGACCUUUUCGAUACGCAUGUGAAUGUGCUGCAUUUUUUAUCUCUACUGUAGAAUAAUCUUUGGCUGAACAUGAUAAGUAUCUAUAAUCUUCAGAGCAGCGAGUACUGUAAGUAUGCAUCAUUAUUGAGUGAGCAACGAGGAGAAAGUUGUGCGGGCAAUAAUGCAAAAUUCUUGCCACAUGAACAUGGUUGGACAGAACCCAAUCGCGUAAAUGUGAACAAGCUGAGUAGUGAGUACAUAAAACCAACUACAUGUUUCAGGCAACUACACGUGACACCAAUGAUCAUGUUGGAAAGAGACUGCGGGGCCGCCUGACACGUGCC
This is a messenger RNA of Amoebophrya sp. A120, 1502 nucleotides long. NCBI's taxonomy places the organism in Eukaryota, Dinophyceae, Syndiniales, Amoebophryaceae. The record is from the annotation of a GenBank genome assembly.